AUGAAUGAAGACACUGAAAUCUACACAAUAUCUGUAACCGUUCAUAUAAAGUGGAAAUGUAAGCAAAGAAAUACGUCAGCUCAAGCAAGAUUUGGACACUGUUAUUGGAUAUUGGAUAAAGCGCUGAGUAUUAAAUCAAGGAUGACACAAAAUACCAGCAUCCCAGUCAGUUAUCCUAUGAUGCCUCCGAUGGAUGAUUUAAAUAAAUAUGCACAUUUAUUGCAAGUUAUUGAAGAAAUGGGACGAGAUAUUAAACCAACCUACGCCAAUAACAAAAACGCCGCAGAAAGACUAAAAAAGAAUAUUCACACUGCUAGGAUUCUAGUCAGAGAAUGUGUUUCAGAACUUGAACGUGUUAUGAAAGCGUAGCAUUUUUGUCUUCUA
Schistosoma mattheei is the source of this 384-nucleotide messenger RNA. The record is from the annotation of a GenBank genome assembly. NCBI's taxonomy places the organism in Eukaryota, Metazoa, Platyhelminthes, Trematoda, Strigeidida, Schistosomatidae.